This is a messenger RNA of Salvia miltiorrhiza (redroot sage), 1280 nucleotides long. RefSeq names its product adenylylsulfatase HINT3. The transcript is spliced from 6 exons. Lineage: Eukaryota; Viridiplantae; Streptophyta; Magnoliopsida; Lamiales; Lamiaceae. Bases 192 to 632 code for a protein of 146 amino acids. The record is from RefSeq and is a predicted model, not a curated record. Gene Ontology annotation, biological process: sulfur compound metabolic process; purine ribonucleotide metabolic process. Gene Ontology annotation, molecular function: adenylylsulfatase activity.
AAAAAUAGUAUACAGAAACAAACAGUUAUCAACAAUAUUAUCUGAAUCAAACAAAAUAAACACACAAUUUUUUUUAAAAAAAUCUCUAAAAUUCUUUCUCUAUUUUGUCAGAAGCUUUUCGACGCAGAAAUCCAUGGCGCACACACUCUCGUAGCCAACCCCUUUACUGUUUUCACGUUUGCUUUCUCACAAUGGAGGCUCGUGCACGACGUCGUUUAGCUCUGCUUUCCUCCCACGUGAACCCACUCGCAGAAACCCCGGGCACGGCGUCGUUUAGCUCGCUGAUGGCUUCCACUUGCGCUAGCGGCCAUGACGGAGAGAAGGAGAUGAAGAAGGGAGGAAAUGAUUGUGUAUUUUGCAGGAUUAUUCUCGGCGAAGCUCCUUCUUUAAAAUUAUAUGAAGAUGAUGAGUGCCUGUGCAUUUUGGAUACAUAUCCUCUAUGUCAUGGGCACUCUCUUAUUAUUCCAAAGAGUCAUUAUCCUUCGUUGGACGCAACUCCUCCAUCGAUUAUAGGGGCCAUGUGUUCAAAAGUGCCUCUAAUUAGCAAUGCUGUCAUGAAAGUUACCGGUUGUGAUUCAUUCAACUUGCUGGUCAACAACGGUGCAGCUGCCGGCCAAGUUAUAUAUCAUUAAUUUUCUGUUGCAUGCCAAGUUCAGACUCACAUCCACAUAAUACCCCGUAAAGCAAACGACUGCUUGUGGACUUCUGAGGUACUCUCUCUCUCCCUCUCUUUCUCUCUCUUCCUCUCUCUCUCAUAUCUGGUGAGUCAGUUGAUGGUGAAGAUGGCCACUCUUGCAGUCCCUACGGAGGCGCCCAAUGAAGGUGGACCAAGAAGUCUCGCGGCUAGCAGACCGUAUCCGUGAAAGUUUGAUGUUUGUGAACAGCUACGAAGAUAGCAAAGGUCAAGGAUCGACCCUUGUGGCGAACUAGGUACACGUUCGCCCCCUGUUCUAUAUGUACACUAUGUGCAUUGUGUUUUUUCUUUUCCGAGCCUUACGCCAUCAGAUACGAGCCAUUGAUCUCACGAGCUCGGUGGGAUCGGAACCUGUGAAAACGAACUGCAUCAAUGUUGGAAAUGGUUUUAACUUAUAUAGUGUCAUUUGUUGCUAUGGCUGGUCAGAGAGAGAAACUUCUAUUGUAGUUCAGUCGGUUCGACUUCUCUGUUACAUUUUUUGUUACAUUGUUUUUUUUUUAUCGUCGUUACGUCUCGUUUGGUCGAGAAUCCUUCGAAAUCUUCGUCUCCGACCUUCAUAAUCGAUAUGGUUUCCUUAUUUUUUCUU